GAUCAAUCUACUCUUGUUGCGAUCUCUUUCCCACACUUUUAUUCUAUACCAGUUUCUCAUAUAUUUACUUUUAUUCCCUCUAAUUAAAUACCUCUAAUUCACAAUGGGCGACAAGAAGCGCAAGCUCGCCGAGGAGGCCACCUCCCCCGAAGUGAAGAAGGCCAAGCGCGAAGACAAGAAGGAGAAGAAGGAGAAGAAGGAGCGCAAGACAAAGGAAGUUGUCGAGGAGGUUCCUGUUGUUGAGAAGGAGGAGAAGAAGGAGAAGAAGGAAAAGAAGGAGAAGAAGGACAAAAAGGACAAGAAGGACAAGAAGGAGAAGAAAGAGAAGAAAGAAAAGAAGGAAAAGAAGUCCGAGCCCGAGCCCGAAGCCAUGGACGUCGACGAGACCCCCGCCGAGAAAGAGAACCAGGAGCCCGAGGCCGAGCCCGAGGUGACCAAGGAAGAGAAGAAGAAGGAAAAGAAGGAGAAGAAGGAUAAGAAGGACAAGAAAUCCAAGAAGGAGAAGAAGCAGCAGCAGGAGGGAGAAACAAAUACCGAGGCUCAGCCUACCAGCGAACAGACCGAAGAGCCUGCUGAGCAGGAGGAACAGCAGAAUAAGAAGAAUGUGCGGUUUAUCUGCUUUGUCGGAAACCUCCCCUACUCCGCCGACAAAGAGUCCCUCACCAAGCACUUCGAGAAGAUCGCCCCCGUUUCCGUCCGCGUAGCCACCCAGGUCGACAAGCCGACCAAGUGCCGCGGCUUCGGCUUCAUCGAGUUCGACAACUACGACCGCAUGAAGACCUGUCUCAAGCUGUACCAUCACUCCAUGUUCAACGAUGGAAAGUACCCGCCGCGACGGAUUAAUGUAGAGUUGACUGCCGGCGGUGGCGGUAACUCCAAGGACCGGAAAGACAAGAUCGAGGCCAAGAACAAGAAGCUUUUCGAAGAGAGACAGCGCAACGCCAAGGAAAUCCAGAAGGAGAAGAAGCGGUUAGAGCAGGUCGAGGAGACGGGUGUGGAUGACUAUGCUCAUAUUCAUCCUAGUCGGAGGCCCCGGAUGGCUUAGACGUAGCGGAUGAUUGUUGCUGCUGCUGUUGUUUGUUGUCUUUUUGAACUCAUUGGAUUAAAAAGUAUCUUGUCUUUGCUUGUUUGCUUAAGAGAUAUCCUCUUCCGUUUCUCUUCCUGUUUCUGAUGUGCAUAUUUUGGAUGGUGAUGAGAAGUCAGGCACGGAAUAUAACAUAGAUCUGGAUGAUUACCCUACAAC
Molecule: messenger RNA, 1243 nt
Organism: Aspergillus welwitschiae
Lineage: Eukaryota; Fungi; Ascomycota; Eurotiomycetes; Eurotiales; Aspergillaceae
Product: RNA-binding protein
Exons: 3
Coding region: 104-1045 (313 amino acids)
Molecular function (GO): RNA binding
Source: RefSeq, a predicted model, not a curated record